Trypanosoma rangeli is the source of this 948-nucleotide messenger RNA. Its product is annotated as putative mucin-like glycoprotein. Gene Ontology annotation, cellular component: cytoplasm; nucleus. The transcript has a single exon. Gene Ontology annotation, molecular function: phosphopantothenate--cysteine ligase activity. The record is from RefSeq and is a predicted model, not a curated record. NCBI's taxonomy places the organism in Eukaryota, Euglenozoa, Kinetoplastea, Trypanosomatida, Trypanosomatidae. The coding region runs from base 1 to 948 and encodes 315 amino acids. Gene Ontology annotation, biological process: coenzyme A biosynthetic process.
AUGACGGCGGAUACGUUUUCGCAGUUCCUCAUGGAAAACAUGACGCGUGCCUCGAUGGCGACGCUGCAGAAGUGGGACGCGAAACUGCUGGAGUUUGCCCGUCGGGUGUCACAGCAGACAUGCAAAGGUGUGGCCCUCGUCACAAGCGGCGGCACUGUCGUCCCUAUGGAGGUCAACGCCGUGCGUUAUCUCACAAAUUUUAGCACCGGCUCUCGUGGUGCUGCCACGGUGGAAGCCCUUCUGCGGCGUGGGUGGGCAUGUGUCUUUCUGUACCAGGAGAAUUCCACUCGUCCAUUCCGGCGGCACCUUGACCAGAUGAGCACGGAACAGCUCUUUGCAGAGCUUGUUGCACCAGUGCGAUCACCCAACGUCCUUGCCGCCCUGCAGGCGUAUGAAAAACACGGGGAUCGCAUCCUCUACGUUCCUUUUAAGACCUUAAUGGAAUACAUGUUUCUUUUGCGGCUUCUCUCAGAGGCCCUGAGCUGCCGUGCAGAGUCUCUUCUGUCUUUGCCCAUGAUGCUUAUUUCGGCCGCGGCGGUGUCGGAUUUUUUUGUGCCUCUGAGCCGCAUACCGACGAACAAGAUCAGCAGCGACAAUGAUCUUCACGUCUGCUUUGAAUCCGUACCCAAGAUGCUUGGGUAUAUCAGCGAGGAGUGGCGCGCAUCCUCUGCCACCGCUCCGCGGUACCUGAUCACCUUUAAGUUGGAGACUGAGGAAGAGGCAAUGAAGAAGAAGGCGCUGCAGAAUCUCGUAAAGUACAACUGUGACGCAGUUGUUGCAAACAUGCUGCAGAACUACCAAGAGAGAGUACUGGUGUACUGGAGGGGAGAGGAGCAUCAUCCGAUCCCUUUGCUUCGGUCAGAGGACACUUCCAUCGAGAUGCUGAUGGUGGAUUUAUUCCUGGAGCGCCUUGAGAGCGACACAAGGGAGCGCAGCAAACAGAUUUGA